Molecule: messenger RNA, 336 nt
Organism: Piliocolobus tephrosceles (Ugandan red Colobus)
Lineage: Eukaryota; Metazoa; Chordata; Mammalia; Primates; Cercopithecidae
Source: RefSeq, a predicted model, not a curated record
AUGGCCACCCCACAGGAUAUAAGGGCCCAGCACAGAGCUUGGACAUGUGAGCUGCUCCACCCAUAUUUGUUGGGUGAAAGGUGCCUAUGAGAUGGUGUGGCAGAGAAGGAAAAUGAGCUGGAGUGGAAGAAACCAGAGCCAGGGUAGCCAACAUGCCAGAGUCCAUUGCCUGGCUAAGGAAUAGAAAAAGGAAGACAAAUGCUUGGAAGGAAAGAGGGAAGGACAAAAAGCUGGACUGCGAAGUUCUACUUUCAUUUUUCAUUGUUUUUGUUUCUUUAUUUAAGAAAAGCAACAAGGGGUCCAGGCACAGUGGCUCACGCUUGUAAUCCCAGCACU